AUGCUGUACUUCCUCGACCACAAGGAGCUCGCAGACUGCGCCGUGCGGGUGCCCGCCGGCGCGGCCGCUGCGGAGCAGGAGGUCCCCUGCCACAAGCUGGCGCUGUGUGCGGCGUCGGGCUUCUUCUUCCGCAGCUUCAUCGCCGGGGCCGGGGCCGGGGCGGUGGUGGCGCUGCCAGCGCUGCCGGAGGACCAGGAGCUGCGGAGGCAGGUCGACGUGUCCCAGUUGUUCCCCGUGGUACUGAGGUACAUCUACAGCAACCAGGCGUGGGCUUCGAUCGAUAGCCUGGUGACCAGUGAGAAUGCAAUGGGCCUGUUUGCACUGGGCGAGCUGCUCGAGAUCCCGACGCUCUCGGCGAGAGCGUUCCAGUUCUUGGACGAGGCCGUGCUCUCCCCAACCUCCGCGGCGCAGCUGUUGUACGCUGCCGUGCAGCUUAGGCGAGUGGCCGGCGGGUCUGCUGGGGCUGGCUUCGAGACUUCGUGCCAGCGGUGCGUCGAGGUCCUCCGCCAGGGCUUCGGGCAGGCGUGCGCGGCGCCCAGCCGCGGGCGGCAGCUGCUCAGCAAGCUGCCCGUGGAUGUCCUGGCGCCCAUACUGGAGGCCCCAGACCUCAACGUGCCCUCCGAGGGCAUCGUGCUGGAGGUUGUGCAGCGCUUCCUGAGAGCUCGCCUUGCGCGCGAGGAGGCUGGCCUAGACUUCGCCGACCUGAGGCUCACCGAGGCCCCUGCGAUCAUCCCGCAACUAAUCGGCAGCCCAGGCGGGGUGGUGUGGGAGGUGUUUAUUGUGGAGCAGCCUCUGUCGCCACCCCUAGACCCGCCCGAGACCGCCAAGUACAGCGCGGCGUCGCCAGUUGCUGUCCCCACGCAGCAGCCCGCGGGGGUGUGCACCCUCGGGCAUCAACUGUCGCUCCGCUACCCAGUGGGGGCCGUGGGCGCCGCUGGGUGCGCGGGCUGCGCAGUGCUGCGCGUCGUGGGCGCCAGCGGGGAGGUGCUCUGCGCUGGCCUCCUGCCAGUGGAGCGCCUGGCGCAGCUGACCUCGGGCGGCGAGUUCGCAGAGGAGCUCACCUGCCGCGUGCGCUCACCCGCCGACGAGCAGGCCACAGGCGUUGUCCGCUUCAGGUGGCGACGUCCAGCCGAAGCUGCAGCAGUGGAGCCGCCGGCAGAGGGCGUCGAAGCAGCAGCGGAGGCCGUCACGGCCGAAGAGGGCGGCGCUGGGCCCGCAGCCGAGGCCACCGUUCGCGCUGAUCAGCUCUCGGAGGAGGACGCUAAGCGUAUCCUGGAUUGCGUUCGGUUCCCGCACCUCGAGCACAAAGAGCUGCUGGCGGCCAUGAGGGAUCCUGUGCUUGUCCAGGUGGGGGCCCAGCAGCGGGUGAUGGAGGCGCUGUCCUCGCGCCUGAGCCAGUACGAGCACGCCCCGGAGGCGGGCGCCCUGUCUGCGCAGGAGGCCCGGCCCUCGACGAUGGCCGCGUCUGCGAGGGGCCCUUCUGCUCCACUGGCAGCCGCCGCGACGCUGCGGCCCACCCCGCCCGCCACCGCCGGCGCAGCCGAGGCCUCCGCCGGCCCCGAGCGGCAGCAGGCGUGGGCGGCGCAGGCGCCCGCCAGCCCCGAACAGCAGCCGCGUGAAGCGCCUGAGCCGUCGCCCCGGGAGCACCUGGCCGGUUCCGCUCACGCUGCGAUGCGCGGCGGCCUCCGGGCGACGGCGCGCGGCGGGCUGCAGCGGCCCCUCUCGUCGGGCGGGGGCUCUGCGGGGCACCCGCUGUUCCCGUGCGGCUCGUGCGGCCAGGGGCAGCUGCUGCUGCGCCAGGGGGACACUGCGCAGUGGUGCGCGAAGUGCUCGAGGUGCCCGCAUAACGUGUGGCUGCCUGGCUGCGUGACGGCGGCCGCCGUCGACGGCUUCUGUGCCGCCUGCACCGUGCGCCUGGGCUCGGAGGUCCGGACGCUCACAGUGCGGGUGGGCCGCGAGCACGGUGCCGCCCUGCUGAGACUGCCGGGGGGCGUAGACACGCUGCGCGGCAUGUGCGUGGCCGGCUGCAGCGACGCCCUUCUGCGGCUGGGCGAGUGA
Prorocentrum cordatum is the source of this 2058-nucleotide messenger RNA. Lineage: Eukaryota; Dinophyceae; Prorocentrales; Prorocentraceae. The record is from the annotation of a GenBank genome assembly.